CGAGGAGGCUCGAGCUGCGGGGGCGAGCUGCCCGCCGGGGCGCGCAGCAGCCAAGCCGCGCCCUGAGCAGCUCUUGGAAGGGCUCCCGCCUGCCUGCAGCUGGGGAAUCCACUCGGCGGGGAGAAUCCGUGCCAGGGAAUCCAGCUCUCCGGACUCGAGCUGCAAACAAAAAGAUCAGUUCUUGCUCUCCCCUCCGCCCCACGACAGGCACCCGAAGAAACAGUUUUCUGCAGAGAUGCAACAAGUAGCACUGGGAGCUCUCGGAGCGCCCUGCGCCGCUGGACUUGGCUGAGCGAAGCCCUCCUGCAGAGGCCUGGGCCAGCCACCGGACAAAGGGCGGAGGAGGGGCUGGACUGCGCAGCAAAGUCCCGAAAGAGGCCGUUUAGCGUCUCUGGCCAGGCCAAAGGGAAUGCAGAGGAGACACAGAGCCGGCGGGCCAAGAGGACGAUCCGGCAGCUGCACGCAGGGCGGGCGGCGAUGGAGGCUGCCCGCGCCGUGCGCUUCCUGCUCGUGGUGUGCGGCUGCCUCGCUCUCCCGCCGCGGGCCCAGCCCGUGUGCCCAGAGCGCUGUGACUGCCAGCAUCCCCAGCACCUCCUGUGCACCAACAGGGGGCUCCGCGCUGUGCCCAAGACCAGCUCGCUGCCGAACCCCCAGGAAGUGCUCACCUACAGUCUUGGCGGCAACUUCAUAACCAACAUCACGGCGUUCGACUUCCACCGCCUGGGACAGCUCAGACGGCUGGACCUGCAGUACAACCAGAUCCGCUCUCUACACCCCAAGACCUUCGAGAAACUCUCGCGACUGGAGGAACUGUACCUGGGGAACAACCUCCUGCAGGCGCUCGUCCCGGGCACACUGGCCCCGCUGCGCAAGCUGCGCAUUCUCUACGCCAACGGGAACGAGAUCGGCCGCUUGAGCCGAGGCUCUUUCGAGGGCCUGGAGAGUCUGGUCAAGCUGCGACUGGACGGGAACGCCUUGGGGGCGCUGCCUGACGCGGUCUUCGCCCCUUUGGCCAACUUGCUCUACCUACAUCUGGAGUCCAACCGGAUCCGCUUUCUGGGCAAGAACGCCUUUGCCCAACUGGGCAAGCUGCGCUUUCUCAACCUCUCUGCCAACGAGCUGCAGCCCUCCCUACGCCACGCGGUCACCUUCGCACCACUGCGCUCCCUCUCCACCCUCAUCCUCUCCAACAACAGCCUGCAGCACCUCGGGCCGCGCGUCUUCCAGCACCUGCCGCGCCUCGGCCUGCUCUCGCUCCGGGGUAACCAGCUCUCACACCUGGCGCCGGAGACCUUUUGGGGGUUGGAGGCCCUGCGUGAGCUGCGCCUGGAGAGCAAUCGGCUGAGCCAGCUGCCCGUCGCGCUGCUGAAACCUCUGCACAACCUGGAGGCGCUAGACCUGAGUGGCAACGAGCUGUCCGCUCUGCACCCAAAUAUCUUCGGCCACCUGGGCCGACUACGCGAACUCAGCCUGCGCGACAACGCGCUCAGCGCCCUCUCUGGAGACAUUUUCACCGCCAGCCCGGCUCUCUACCGGCUGGACCUAGACGGCAACGGCUGGACCUGUGACUGUAGGCUACGUGGCCUGAAGCGCUGGAUGGGCGACUGGCACUCGCAAGGCCGGCUUCUCACAGUCUUUGUGCAGUGUCGCCACCCCCCGGCCCUCCGGGGCAAGUACCUGGAUUACUUGGACGACCUACAACUGCAGAACGGGUCUUGCGCGGAUCCCUCACCCUCCAUCUCUCCAACCGAGGGAAGCCAGAGGCAGCCCUUACCCACAGUCACGAGGGAGAAAAUGGAGCCCCCUGUAGGUGGCCUCGUAGAGGAGCUGCCGCUGCAGCUUCAGCCACAGCAGCGGGGACGAUUUCUGCCCGGGGUGCCCUGGGAUGGGGUGGCCAGGGAGCUCUGGGGCAACCGCAGCGCCCUGAAGCUGAGCCGAUGGGGUCCGGGCCUCCAGCAGCCGGGCCCCUCUGCUGCUGCUGUGUCAGGCGCGGUGCCACACCCCCUGGACCUGCUCGAGAAGCCCGAGAGGGGACGUGCGACGCCGGCGGACGCUGCCCACCCUGCACCCACCCCGACCGCUGCGCCUGCCUCUGCGCCACUGACCGCUGGCGACCUCUGGCAGCGCGCGGCGAAGCAGGUCUUAGCCGCGCAGCAGCAGGAGAGCGCCGCGCAGUCCGACGGCGGGGUCGGCCUGCCACCGCUAGUGUCCGACCCGUGUGACUUCAACAAGUUCAUCCUGUGCAACCUGACCGUGGAGGCUGUGGGCGCAGACAGCGCCUCCGUGCGCUGGGCAGUACGAGAGCACCGCAGUCCCCGGCCGCUGGGCGGCGCGCGCUUUCGCCUGCUCUUUGACCGCUUUGGCCAGCAGCCGAAAUUCCACCGCUUCGUCUACCUGCCCGAGCGCAGCGACUCGGCCACGCUGCGCGAGCUGCGUGGAGAUACGCCCUAUCUGGUGUGUGUGGAGGGCGUGCUGGGGGGCCGGGUCUGCCCAGUGGCCCCCCGGGACCACUGCGCCGGGCUGGUCACCCUGCCCGAGCCUGGCAGCCGGAGCAGCAUCGACUACCAGCUGCUGACCUUGGCCCUGCUAGCCGUCAACGCUCUGCUAGUGCUUCUGGCCUUGGCGGCCUGGGCAUCCCGGUGGCUGAGGAGGAAGCUGCGAGCCAGGCGAAAGGGAGGGGCCCCUGUCCACGUUCGCCACAUGUACUCCACCCGACGGCCCCUGCGCUCCAUGGGCACCGGCGUGUCUGCGGACUUCUCUGGAUUCCAGUCGCACAGGCCCCGCACCACCGUGUGCGCGCUCAGUGAGGCGGACCUCAUCGAGUUCCCCUGUGACCGCUUCAUGGACAGCGGGGGCAGUGGGGCGGGUGGCAGCUUGAGGCGGGAAGACCAUCUCCUGCAGCGAUUUGCCGACUAGAUCCAGGGGUGUGGAGACCAUCUAAUUGGCUGUGAGGAGCCACCUCUCCGUGGGGCCCCUCAACUCACCUCAGGGGAAGAUCUCACUUUAUCUGACCAUCUCCUCUCACCCUCUUGGCUAGGGAGGCCAAAGGGGACAGGCAGCCAGUUCGGCCCCUGCCCCUGUCCCUGCUUCCCAGUACUCACUCACGAAGUAAAUGGCUGGUACUUGGUGGUCAAGGCCAAUGGAAGGGGACACAUGGAUGGUGGGGUUCAGGGGUGGGAAGCCUUCUUUACCCGAAGAUCCUGGUGCAGCUAUGAGAUUGCCUUUUGGGGCAUUGUGAUGAAUAGCCUGACCCCCUCUGCGGUGAAAAAGGGGGCUUGUGCCCCCCAUCAUGGCCAGAAGGAGAUUCGGAUACAUGCUUUCUAUUCGUCCAGACUCAAACAGAGGUGUUUUGGUUCUAUUUAAGGAAAAAGGAACUUAGCACUGUUACAGAGGAGGCUUGGCAAGGGACCCCCUGGUCUGGUGGCUCCUGCGGAGAAGGGCGAUGCGAGCAGGUGGAGAAGUUUAACACACUCACCAGGCAACUCCUUUCUGGUGGUUAACAGAACAUUCAGGAUAACUUAAUGUUUAGGUAAUUAGAGACGCUAUUUUUUUCAACAAUGUGAAGACCUCUGCCAUUUAACAAACUGAUGAAUAAACUCAAGGACUAUUUUAGCUGAGCCGGGAGGUUCCACAAUUUUCUUUUUAACAUGAACACCACAAGAACGUUUGCUGACCUUGGAGUUAACUGCGAUAACCUGUUUUCUCUGGAGAAGGCUUAAUGCAAGACUUCUCUGCAAGGGUUGUUCCUGUGGCUUUUUACGUUUAUUCUUUCUUUUUUUUAAACCCAUAGGUGGCAAAGGAAAUUUCAGUGCCAGACUUGAUCCAAGAAUGUGAUGCGUAUGUGAGUGGUGACCCCACAGGGAUGCCUGUGUGCCCAGUCACUUACGGCACAUGUGGCAGUGUGUCCGGUGUGGAGUAAACACCCUGUGCCCUGCUCGUCCUGAGUGGCACAAUGAAGCGACAAAGGUAGUUUCCAAAAAGGGGAGCAAAAGGCGAUUGUCAAUUGAUAGUGUAUGUUUGAGCGCAUUAACGUCUUACUCUCUAUGAAAUAGUAAAAGGGGAGAACUUAUUGGGAAAAAAAUGUGAAAAAGUAUCUAUCGGUGGUUGUCUUUCUACUAAAGCCAGAAGAUUGUCAUGAAUGAGCACUCACACCCGACUGUGAAAUAAUCCUGUGUUUUGCAAAUUAGUCCCUCCACCACCCUGUGUUUUACUGUUGUUAUUAAAUGUUAUCUUUUAGUUAAGAAUUGCAGUAUUUCUUUUCAAUGUCUUUGGUGUAAACUUGGGCUUGGGCUCCUUCAUUGGAUCUGUCAUUUGCAGCUGGCCGAGAUCCUUCUGUGCCCUGCUAGUUAUGAAGUGCACGUGCAUUGCUGACUGCGGUGCUUUGGUUUACAUGAAUGAUUCCGAGUGUGGUCUGAAAGCGUCCUCACUGAGGGGGUGCACAAGGUUACACUGGCCAUGGUUAUGACUCAUUGCCGUGGGGUAUGGUGGAGCCACGGUGUGGGUGCUGAGGCUGACUGCGACUCUUUCCUCUCAGGCUAUAAGCCCCUAAGGGUCCUGAUGACUCAGGGAAUCUAUCACAGUCCAGGGGUCCUUGACCCCCAGUCCACCCCUUCUGUGCCUGGACUCCACGGAGCCAGGCCUGCCCUUGUCCCCACAGCCGAGCACAGACCCAGGGAUCUAAAUGAACUGAUCUUUGCUUAUGUUCAGAUGAAUAAAUGUCCAGACCACUUAAAGUACAGCUGCUUUCCUGGCAGUUGUAUCUGUGGGGCUGAAACUUAAUAAACCACAGGAAAUAGACUGUCAUUCUUAGUUUGUUGCCAGAGCUUGGUUCCGGCUCCAAGUUUACUGAUCCACGGGAGAGGUGCAAUUGUUUGCUCUUAUUUGCAACAUUUGGGCUAUCUUGCCUCUUUCUUGCUCCCAGCUUUUUUCAUUCACUGAGCAAUCAGCAUCUCUGAGCUCUUUCUCUGGCAUAGCCAUGGAAUGUUGAGUCCCACUGAAAGUCAGGGAAAAAGGACGGUUCCUACACCCCACCCUUUUAAACUGCAGACCAUCCCCAAAAAUGCCCAGUGCCUGGGUCUAUGUUAAGAAGAGUUUCCCUGGAAUGUUGUUCAGUGGGAAAUGAAUAAAUGCUCUGUGCAC
Messenger RNA from Artibeus jamaicensis (Jamaican fruit-eating bat), 5139 nucleotides. It is a transcript of the gene TRIL, whose product is annotated as TLR4 interactor with leucine rich repeats. Lineage: Eukaryota; Metazoa; Chordata; Mammalia; Chiroptera; Phyllostomidae. The record is from RefSeq and is a predicted model, not a curated record. Bases 478 to 2916 code for a protein of 812 amino acids. The transcript has a single exon. Gene Ontology annotation, molecular function: protein binding.